Messenger RNA from Solanum stenotomum, 1830 nucleotides. RefSeq names its product ethanolamine-phosphate cytidylyltransferase-like. Lineage: Eukaryota; Viridiplantae; Streptophyta; Magnoliopsida; Solanales; Solanaceae. The coding region runs from base 243 to 1526 and encodes 427 amino acids. The transcript has 10 exons. Gene Ontology annotation, biological process: phosphatidylethanolamine biosynthetic process. Gene Ontology annotation, cellular component: cytoplasm. Gene Ontology annotation, molecular function: ethanolamine-phosphate cytidylyltransferase activity. The record is from RefSeq and is a predicted model, not a curated record.
AGAAUAAAUAAAGGUAAAGAUUCUAAUCUGACAAAUUCCCCCCUUUUUCUUCUGCAGAAUUUUAGAUUUCUGUUCUACUGCCGCGUUAACCUCAAUUUCACCAUAACAAAACUGAAUUCUCACACUUUUCUUCAACUUCUCCAUUCCUCUACACCUUCAGUUGUUGCUCUUGUUGCAGGGCCUCUUUUCCUCUUUUAGAGAGAGGUCCACAAGGACCCUGACAAGUUAGAGGGAGGAGGCCAAUGGAUUUUGAAAGCAAUAGCUGGAUUGGGGAAAGGCUGUGUUACUACCCCAGGCUUUUGGGUGGAGUCAUGCUAACUGCAGCCUUGCUCGGGGUUUCAACUAGCUAUUUAACAGGGAUUAGUGCUCCUACUCUACCCCACUUUUUACCCAAUCUAAGUAUCUUUCAUAAAAAGAAGCGUGGGAAGAAGCGUAUUCGUGUUUAUAUGGAUGGGUGUUUUGAUCUGAUGCAUUAUGGACAUGCAAAUGCAAUAAGACAAGCAAAAGAAUUAGGAGACGAGUUAAUAGUUGGAGUUGUUAGUGAUGAAGAAAUUGUAGCUAAUAAGGGUCCACCGGUUUUAUGCAUGGAAGAAAGACUCGCCCUUAUUAGUGGGUUGAAGUGGGUGGAUGAAGUAAUUGCCAAUGCUCCUUAUGCAAUUACUGAAGAUUUUAUGAACCGUCUGUUUAUGGAGCAUAAGAUUGAUUACAUUAUACACGGUGAUGAUCCCUGUCUAUUACCCGAUGGAACUGAUGCUUAUGCCCUAGCAAAGAAAGCUGGUCGUUACAAGCAGAUUAAACGCACUGAAGGUGUCUCCAGCACAGAUAUUGUAGGAAGGAUUCUUUCAUCUGCUAAAAGUAUUUCUCAAGAUUGCUCCAAUUCAUCUCUCCCCAGCAAAGAUGAUAAUGUGAACCAUGUACAUGCUGAGGAAAAAAUGUCGAAGAUUGAUCACAUAUCUAGUUUUCUGCCCACAUCUAGACGGAUUGUGCAAUUUUCGAAUGGAAAGGGGCCUGGGCCAAAUGCUCGAGUUGUGUAUAUUGAUGGUGCUUUCGAUCUUUUUCAUGCUGGCCAUGUGGAGAUUCUUCGAAGUGCCAGACAGCUUGGAGAUUUUCUCUUAGUUGGAGUUUACACUGAUGAGACUAUCAGCGAACAUCGUGGACAUCAGUAUCCACUGAUGAAUCUGCAUGAGCGCAGUCUUAGUGUACUUGCCUGCCGCUAUGUUGAUGAGGUCAUUAUUGGUGCCCCUUGGGAAGUGACCCACGAUAUGGUAACAACUUUCAAUAUUUCUGUGGUUGUACAUGGGACAGUUUCUGAAAGGAACUCUUCUACAGGAGAAGAACAUGAUCCCUAUGCAGUACCUAAAAACAUGGGAAUCUUCCGAGUAAUUGAGAGCCCUAAAGACAUUACAACCACUUCAGUUGCUCAAAGAAUCAUUGCCAACCACGAGAUGUAUGUGAAAAGGAACACAAAAAAGGAAGCAAGUGAGAAGAAGUACUAUGCAGAGAAGCAGUAUAUUUCAGGCGAUUAAGUUUUAUGUUACUGUCUCCAGGCAUCUCUUGUGACUUGUAACUUUGGCGAAGCUGCUCUUUUUUCAAGGUAGCUCGUCCUGUCCUGUAUUUGUAUUUGUUUGUAUUUAAAAUAUAUACGUUCGAGGUGGUUUGCAAGAUAUAAGAAGAAAAUUCAUAGUCAGAAGAUGUAGAUUUUUAUUUAUUUAAUUAUUUAUUUCUUGGGUUGUAGCUGAUUUCUUAAUCUCAAAUCCAUAUUGAUUCAUGUAAGUUAAGGAACUGUUGCUCCAUUCUUAUUCUAUAGUUAAUCAGUUCCAAUUUCAAUUA